Vigna unguiculata (cowpea) is the source of this 2833-nucleotide messenger RNA. Its product is annotated as zinc finger (CCCH-type) family protein. The record is from RefSeq and is a predicted model, not a curated record. Gene Ontology annotation, biological process: RNA processing. Gene Ontology annotation, molecular function: RNA binding; metal ion binding; RNA methyltransferase activity. NCBI's taxonomy places the organism in Eukaryota, Viridiplantae, Streptophyta, Magnoliopsida, Fabales, Fabaceae.
GCUAUUGAAGAACAAGCAGUUUUCGCAGCGAAUACAGUGCCCUGUGGGUUAGUGGACAAUGGCGGAACCUGUCGCCAACACCCAACUCUCUCCCUCUAAAACCCUAGAUUCAACCAACGGUCAUGAUUCUACUAUGGAACCGAAUCAAAUGCUUCCACAAGACGCUCAACUCAAUCAAGAAAACGACGGCGUCGUUUCGACGGGGAAACGGAGUAGGGAAGACGACGACGGCGAGGAGCGUUCGCUUCAUCCCAUGUGGAAGACCAGCCUCUGCUCCUACUACAGGAGCCACAACAACACAUGCAACCACGGUGACACGUGCCGCUACGCGCACGGCGAGGAGGAACUGCGCCCUCGCCCCGAUAACACGUGGGACCCGACCUCCGAGCGCGCGAAGAAGGCAUUGAAGACGGAGACGGACGAAAAGUGCGCCGCCUCGGAGGACGUGAUGAUGACGGAGGCUGUUGUCGACGGCGACGAUAUCGAUUCCAAUCACGCGUUUAGCAAAUGCUUGGUGCAUUUGCCGCGUAGGUGGUGUUCCGAGGAUUUGAGGAAUUUUCUCAGCCAGCAGGGUAUAGCUUUUAAGUAUGCUAAGAAAAAGAACGGCAUGAUGAUUGGUUUUGUUACUUUUGAAGAUGAAGAACAAUUGAAGAGUUCAUCAAAGGAUUUAGAAGGAAAAACAAUUGGCAACAAAACGGUAAAGGUUGCUGAUGUAUUAAACACAAAUAACGACAAAUUGACUGGUGAUGGUUCUGUGGGUAAGACAAGAAAUUUGCGUGAUGUAGUGACUCCUCUGGCUCACAUUCCCUAUGCUGAUCAAUUGGAGCAGAAAAAAACCUCUCUCAUGCAGAUUCUCAAAAAGCUUACUAGAAAUGCUCGCAAAGCUUGUCCAGAUGGGGUUUCUCUUCCUGAGUGGAUUCUCAAUUCUAGGGAAAUAGGUGGUCUUCCGUGUAAACUAGAAGGUAUUAUUGCAUCUCCAAUUGUAGAUGGAUACCGGAACAAGUGUGAAUUCUCUGUUGGAUAUUCUCUGAAAGGCAAUGUGACUGUAGGUUUUAUGCUGGGAAACUUCAGGGAGGGUGUAACAGCAGUUGAGGAAGCAACCGAGUGCCCAAAUGUUUCAACGAUUGCUAGCAAAUAUGUUACAAUGUUUCAGGAAUUUCUGCAGCACAGUGAUUUACCAGUUUGGAACAGAUUUAAAAAUACUGGAUUUUGGCGUCAAUUGACGGUCCGAGAAGGGAGAACAAAUGGAAAUACUGAUCAUGCUGAAACUUUUGGAGGCAUUGCAGAGGUCAUGCUUAUUGUGCAGGUUUCUACUGCAAACUUUGAUGAUGCAUUAGUAGCUGCUGAAUUUAAGAGGCUUGCUCUGGCAUUUGUUGCUGGAGCUACUUCGCAUUGUCCAACAUUACCCCUCACGGCUCUGUUUGUUCAGGAUCACCAAGGAAUAUCCAAUGUGGCACCCGCUGAUGCACCACUGCAUUUGCUACCACUUCCUAAAGCAGGUGGGGAUCCUGAGAUAGAUGAAAACAACAAUGCCAUGGAUGUGAGAAUCCAUGAUUAUAUCAACAAUCUCCGGUUCUCUAUAUCUCCAACUGCAUUUUUCCAGGUAAACACUCUUGCUGCUGAGAAGUUGUACUCACUUGCUGGAGAUUGGGCAUGCUUAGGUCCUGAUACACUGCUUUUUGAUAUAUGCUGUGGGACAGGAACAAUUGGCCUGACAUUAGCACAUCGAGUUGGUAUGGUGGUUGGAAUUGAAAUGAAUGCUUCUGCAGUGUCUGAUGCCCAUAGGAACGCCGAGAUUAAUGGCAUAAAAAACAUUAGAUUUAUAUGUUCAAAGGCAGAGGACGUGAUGGGAUCUCUGUUAAGGGAAUACCUCAAUAUGACUAAGAAGCAAGAUGAUUCUAAUACCCCUAAAAGUGGCUAUGACAUUCCUGAGGAUAGUGCCUGCCCAGAGGCUGAAAAUGGAGAAAUGGCAUCUCCCUGUCCAGAAAAUAACAAUGGAGAAGUUAGAAGUGAAGUUCAGAAGGAUAGCACUUCUGAACAAGUUGACGGGAUAUCUGAGCAGGCAGAGAACGUGACAGGAUCUCAGUUAAGGGAUGAUGUAAAUGUGCCUAAGGAACAAAGUGACGAUGCAAAUGUCUGUGGAGGUGGCAAUGACAUUCCUGGGGAUAGUACCUGCCCAUGCCCUCAAACCAGUGAUAUGACAUCUCGUUCAGAAAACAACAAUGCAGAAGUUGUAAGUGAAGUUCAGAAUGGUAAUUCUUCUGAAAAUGGCAACACUUCCAUGCAACAGUUCAAAAAUGUUGUUGCCAUUGUUGAUCCUCCACGUGCUGGACUUCAUCCAACUGUAAUCAAAGCUUUGAGAACUCAUCCACGCUUGCGGAGGCUUGUUUAUAUAUCCUGCAAUCCUGAAACUCUGGUGGCAAAUGCUAUUGAGCUUUGUACGCCAUCCCCGGCAAAAAUUCAGAAAGGUAAUAAAGACAACAGAGGAUGGAGAAACAUGAGCAGUGCUGGUCUAGCACGGCACAGAGCCAAGUCUAUGCCCAUCUCAGAGGCCUUCCAUCCCGUAAAGGCUAUGGCUGUUGAUCUUUUUCCACAUACUCCACACUGUGAAUUGGUUAUGCUUCUUGAGAGGUAGAGUGUGGACCAGAAACCCAAAGUCUCGUUUAAUGCUAGGCUCACAAUUUUAUUUUUUAUACUGCUUUUUUUUGGCGGUGGAAUUAGUGCGUAUUCUGACUUGCAAACAGAAUUAUGUUCAGGCAUGACUUCGGAUAUUCAGCUGUUACGUUAUUUCCUUUUCUUAUCAUGAAGUAUUAUGUGUCUUGUCUUUUUCUUA